AUGUGGCCCCUGAGUCACGCAGGGCCAGGCGCGAGGCCCGGGACGCCCCCUGCCCUGCGAGACUCUGGAUCGGCCGAGCGGCGGCCGUCCCGGGCGCAGCCGUCCCCGCUCCCGCUGUCCCCACCGCCGGGUCCACCGGGAGCCCGCUUGGCGUCCACUGAACCUGGGGCCCCGCACACACGGCAGAGCAGGGUCCCCGGGCUCCGCCCGCCCCGGCAGCUGCCUCCGCUCUGGACCCCCGCACCCGCCGGGGCCCGGGUCACCGUCUGGCAAGGCCAAAGCGCAGCGGGGCCGGGGCCGGCGGAGGGCCCGCGGCGGGGCCGGGGCCGGCGGAGGGGCCCGCGGCGGGGCCGGGGCCGGCGGAGGGCCCGCAGCGGCCCCCGAGGCCGGGGAGCCCGUCCGCACCCCAAGCGGGGCAGGAAGGGGUGGGGGCCGCGGCCGAAGCUCGCGGGCGGCUCGAGGCGCGGGGCCCCACCGGACCCGGGUUCGCCCCCGCGGACGCCCCGCCGUUCGCGAACCUUCCUGCGUGGGGCCCGCUCCGACUUUCGGUUUCCGGCCCCGAGAAAUCCCCUCAGGCGCGCGCGCCGCGGCGUCCGCGCCUCCCGCCGGGCCUCCCGGGUCCGCGCGCCCCGCUACCCCGCGUCCCCGCCCCUAGACCUCGACCCCCGACCCCACCGCGACCCCGACCCGGACGUCAGGACUCACCAACGGUCGCCUCGCGCCCGGAACUGCCUGCCAGCCGGCCGCCGCGGCUGCCGCCGACCCGCCCCCGAGCCCGCCUGA
Molecule: messenger RNA, 783 nt
Organism: Capra hircus (goat)
Lineage: Eukaryota; Metazoa; Chordata; Mammalia; Artiodactyla; Bovidae
Product: basic proline-rich protein-like
Exons: 1
Coding region: 1-783 (260 amino acids)
Source: RefSeq, a predicted model, not a curated record